Molecule: messenger RNA, 4665 nt
Organism: Octodon degus (degu)
Lineage: Eukaryota; Metazoa; Chordata; Mammalia; Rodentia; Octodontidae
Gene: Dzip1
Product: DAZ interacting zinc finger protein 1
Exons: 23
Coding region: 988-3441 (817 amino acids)
Biological process (GO): cilium assembly
Cellular component (GO): ciliary basal body; cytoplasm
Source: RefSeq, a predicted model, not a curated record
CUCGUGGCCCACAAUCUGGGAAGGCCCGGAGCGGCGCCAGCCGACCCGCCUAGUCACAACUUGCCCCGACCAGACACGCUGCAUCUUGCAUCCUGGAAGAAAGAACCCGCCCGCCUUUCCGGCUCGGCUGCUCCUCUGCCUCAGCGAGCCCCGCGGGCUCCAGCUGCGCCCCUGGGGUCUGGAUCUCGUGUGCAGCUCCGUCCGCCUGCCGCGCCCGGCACCCGCCCAGGAGCGCGCAGCUGGGGUGAGCCGAGGCCAGGGAUGCGCCGGGCGCCCGCGGAGCAUCUCGGUGCUCGCCGCGCCGGGCCUCCUCCCGCCUCUGCCGGCCGCGAUCCGCGCCGCUGCGGACCCCGCUCGGCUCCCCGUGGGUCUUCCAAGGAAGGCGCCGAAGCCCCACCGGAGCCCGCAUCGCUCCGCCUUUGUCUUCGCGGGCUCUGCAGGCCGGUGCUGCGGAUACGUUGGUGAGCGAGAGAGACCACGGCCCUUGUUCCCGCGGAUCCUGCAGCCCCAGUGGAUGGAGCCCCGAUCCUGCAGACCAGUCAGGAAAGAAAAAAAAAUUCCCGAUGGUUGGUCCCAGCAGGGACUCCCGGGUGGACUGAGGAAUGCCUGGCCCUUCCUCAGCACGCUGAUCUCUUUGGUGAACACUGGUAUCCCCCAGAACCCCAAGAUGAGAGGCCUGCAAGCAGCAAGUCGGUGCUAGAAAUAUUUUAGUUUCUCCAGAGACAGUAGAAUGCAGCCGACACACAAGUUUGUAAGGGCCCUGGGCGCCCGCUGACAGCGCGCAGGCGCGCGCUCGCCGGUUGCUCCAGCUGCAGGCCCGGCGCUGCCAUAGUAACGUCCUGGACGCCCAGACCUCUAGCGGCCGCCGCCGCCGAGGAGGCACCGCCUGCUGCAGCUCGCGAGGGCGUGGCGGCGGCGGCCCGGGUCUGGUGAAGGAGCCCGCCUGCUCCUCCCGCGCACGCACAGGCGGCGGAUUGGCUCGCAAGCAUGCCCUUCCAAAAGCGCGUCUACUACCCGCUCGCCAGCUGCCCCGAGGGGCCGGAUGCCCCCGCGGCCGGCGCGGCCUCUAUAACUAGUCACCCUCCGAGCGCGGCGUGGGGACCCCUGCCCUUCUUCCAGUUCCGGCCGCGGCUCGAGAGCGUGGACUGGCGACGGCUGAGCGCGAUCGACGUGGACAAGGUGGCGGGAGCCGUGGACGUGCUGACGCUGCAAGAGAACAUCAUGAACAUCACCUUCUGCAAACUGGAGGAUGAGAAGUGCCCACACUGCCACUCAGGGGUGGACCCCGUGCUGCUGAAGCUCAUCCGCCUGGCGCAGCUCACCAUCGAGUACCUGAUGCACUCGCAGGAGUUCCUCACCUCGCAGCUGCAAGGCCUGGAGGAGCGGCUGCGCCUGAGCCUGGGCGACUGCGAGCAGAGCAAGGAGCUGCUCACCAAGCAGGCGGGGGAGAUCAAACUGCUCAAAGAGGAGUGUAAGCGCAGGAAGAAGAUGAUCUCCACCCAGCAGCUGAUGAUCGAGGCCAAAGCCAGCUAUUACCAGUGCCAUUUUUGUGACAAGGCCUUUAUGAACCGUGCUUUUCUACAAAGCCACGUUCAACGCCGCCACCCUGAAGAUGCUCACAUUGAGUAUAAAGCAAAGGCACAGACCGACAAGCUCCAGAAAGAGGUCGACAUGCUGAAGGAUCAGCUGCAGCUGACCAGGUCUCAGUUGGAGGCUGCCCAGCACGCCCACGCGGUCAGGUUCUCCAAGGAAUACGAAAUGCAGAAAACAAAAGAGGAAGACUUUCUGAAGUUAUUUGAUAAGUGGAAAGAAGAAGAAAAGGAGAAACUAGUUGAUGAAAUGGAAAAAGUCAAGGAGAUGUUUAUGAAAGAGUUUAAAGAAUUAACCUCCAAGAAUUCAGCAUUAGAAUAUCAGUUGUCAGAAAUCCAGAAGUCCAAUAUGCAGAUCAAGUCCAACAUAGGCACGUUGAAAGACGCCCAGGAGUUUAAAGAAGACCGCCCGAAUCCACAGGAUUUCCAGAACGUGCUGCAGCUGCUCGACAGCCAGGAAAGCAAGUGGACAGCUCGAGUUCAAGCUCUUCAUCAGGAGCACAAGAAAGAGAAGGGUCGGCUCCUGUCCCACAUAGAGAAACUUCGAACUUCGAUGAUAGACGAUCUCAAUACGAGUAAUGUUUUCUAUAAGAAAAGGAUAGAAGAGCUAGGCCAGAAGCUCCAGGAGCAGAACGAGCUGAUCGUCACUCAGAGGCAGCAGAUUAAAGAGUUCGCCAGUAAACCAUUGAGCAGCAUCAGUGAGCCCAAAGGGAAUUCUUUAACCUGGCAAACUUUUGAAUCUAAGUCAGCUGCCCCUGCUGUACCUGGGAACGCUUCAGGCCCUCAGACUCUGGAGGCCAAAUCUAACUUAGCAGUGGCACAUGAACAGGCCUUCCCGUCGCACAUACUGGAACCAAUAGAAGAGCUCUCAGAGGAAGAAAAAGGAAGGGAGAGCGAACAGAAAUCAAGUAACAAGAGAAACUUAAGGAAAAUUUUGAAGACAAAUCCCUCCCUCACUAAGGAAAUAAAAACAGUGUUGGAGCAGAGCUUGGUGGAGAAACUGGAAACGUUGGGCAUUAAUGCGGACGUACGUGGUAUUCCAAGUGAUCACUUGAAUAUUGUGAUGAGAUCUGUGGAAUCAACGAGACAUGAGCGAGAAAGACAAAUACCAAACAUGCCGCAAAUCCGAGAGGUCCUCGAGCACCAGCUCAGCUGUAAAAUUGAAGAGAGAACAUUACUCUCUUCGGAUAAGCUCAGUGUUUCUCAGAUGGAUACGCUUUCAGCGGGAGAAGUAUCCAAAUCAAUCCAACAUCCUCCCAAAAGCAGACAGUUGGUUAGACAAAGACCUGUUUUUACUGAUAGGACGGCUGUUCCAAAACUGAAGAAAACUGUCAUAGAAGAUCGUCUUCCUAGAAAGUCUUCGUCUACUUCGACACCUCCCUUCAGUUCAGAGGAGGAGCUGGAUGAUGACGGCUUCAUCCAGGCGUACGUGUCCCCAGAGCUGCUUCCUGUGCAGCUGUCCCAAAGCAGCAAGAAUGGUGUCGGAAAGAGCGCUGUCAGGAGUGACACAGACUGGACCGAGGGAAGUGAAGUUGAGGACUCUGAUGUUUCUCCCAAGCCCACAGGAACUGCCAUUAAGUCAUUAACUGAAAAAGUUGAAAAGAUGGUUUCACAUCACAGAAAUAUAAAUAAACCAGUUGGUGGGAUUAACGUUACUGAAGUGUUCAUGAUAAAAGAAGAAUUACAGGAAGAACUGAAGUGUGCAGAUGUGGAUGAUGAUGACUGGGAUGUGUCAUCCUUGGAGGAAGAAAAGUCUCUGGGGAAAAAGCCUGGGAAAGCCCAGAAGGAUCUUCUACCUGUGAAGAACGAGUCCAGUUCUGCUCAAGUGCGAAAUGCCUGGGGCGCAUUCUAGGGCCCCGGGGAGAAGGACUUCAAGAAAUGAGUGUUUUAAAAAGCGGCACUGAGACUGACAGAGUGACUCUUAGAUUCAUAGCUGUAAUUCCGCACCUCAGAAGAUUCUCCCAGAAGCCAACGGGAUUCAGCGGCGGCCCACACGAUUCUCAAGCUCCUGCCUUACAGUGUUUCUCUCAGUAACAAGGAAGCCACCUCAGAAAACAAGUGUCUCUUAAGUGGCACUCAAUACAGUAUUGAAAAACAAACUGUCAGCAGUAUUUUAAAGCAUAAAAAAGUAUUUCACUUCUGCAGCUAAAAAAAAUAACAUGCCAUUAAAGUCAGAAAAAGUGUCUUCUUCAGAAUGGUACUCCAGUGUGAACUGUAUUUUUUUUCAAUUAAUUUUUAAGUGAAACUUCUUUGUUUAAAGCUUGGUUUGAAUUACUACAGCUUUUUUAUAUCUUAUGUGUAUUGUCCCAUUGGGCGCAUUGAUAUAAAAUUCUUUAAAAUUGCAAUAGUGAGCAGUAAAGUCUAAAGACUUAGAUUAUUUGUCAUAGUAGAAGUUUAGAAUGACAAUAUAACUAGGCCCACUUUAAAUACAUCUUCCUAAAUUUCUUAGUCAUCCUCAGCUUUGGGUCACUGUCAGCAUGUUGGCACUAAAUGGUUAUUUUCUGUGCUGUCAUCUUUUAUCUUAGAUAUUUUAUGAGUACAGUGUAGCUAUGUAAAAGGCCAACUAAUCUAUCAGAAUAUGAAUAAAAAAGAUCGAUUCAUUACUGAAUUACUGUGUAGGUAGGUUUUCUUUUUUGGACUUGAAAAAUAGCCAACCCAUGUUAUAAAAUACCUCAAAACUAAUUUAAAUUGUUGAAUGACAUCGUUAAAGGCCAAAAGGUUCAUAUAAAAUGUUUUUUGUUGUUCUUUUUUUUUUUUUUUUUAAUACUUGGUGGUACUAUCUGUACUUUGUUACUGAAAAAAAGUAACGUUUUAACUAGAUGAUUUGUUGGAUUUUAGAUUUCUUUUCAUUUGUCAAGUUUACCAGUAAAGCCCUCUUCAUCACUCUUGUGACUGUGGCUGAUUAUUUUGAGAUGAUUUCUGAGUUGAACUUUUUGAGUCAGGGUCUUGUCAUGCUGUUUAGGCUAGUCUUGAACUCAUGGCGAUCAUCCUCCUGCCUCAGCCUUGCAAGUGCUGGGAUUAUAGGCGUGCACUGCCACACCUGGCUGACUAUACUUUUGUGAGGGCUUGACUAGGG